AGCUUCUCGGGAGGCUUUUUAGUCAUCUGACAGGAAGAGAGAGAGAGAGAGAAGAAAAUGAGAGCAUGCAGAAGGCAAGAAGGACAGCGAGAGACCAAAGGAAGGAGAUCUUCCACUGAAGACGACACAAGGGACGAUAAUGUCACCCUUCUCAGGUCGACAAUGGUGAAGAUGGAGGCGUCACGGCCCUAUUUGGUCUUGGCGGCCGUCUUUUCUCUUCAUGCUUUGGACUGUGAAAACGUGCAAGGGCUCACCUGUGUGAAUGACUUCAUCAACAAUGUCACAUGUACGCUCGACGGUCCUUCCGUGGAAAAUUGCAUUAUCUACGGUUACAAGAAAAUACGAUUCAGAAAAGAUGGAAGGACACAAUCAAGAAUAAUCCGUCGGAGCUGCGAGGUAAAACAACAACGUAACGCGCUUCCAGGAUGCGAUUUUGUCUUUGAAAACCGAAACUUUGCCCACUUUGAGCAGAUGCCCAACAUUAGCUUGAAAUGUAACGGUACGCUGGUGGAACACCUCCAAAACUACAAACCCCAAAAUCACAUCAAAAUGCACCCCCCAGGCCUCCCUAAUGUCAGCCUCACAGACAAAGAGAUUGUGAUAGAUUGGCGUCCAGGAGGCCCCCGCUCCGAGCUCCUGAAAGCGUUUGAGUACCAAGUUCAGAUCCAAAAGAGUGACCCCAUGACAAAGGAUGUGAAGAUAAUUACCACCAACAAAGCACAAUUUCGGAUCGCUGCUGUGAUGCUGAAAGACAAGCACCAGGUUCGUGUAAAAGUCAAGCCAGCACAAAAAGAGCAGAGCCAGUGGAGUGAAUGGAGUCCAAGUGCAUCCUUGGUGGGGCCACCAUCGCAAAAUCCGGAAUGGAAUCUGUCUCAAAUGUUGAUCAUCGUGGCUGUUUUGACCAUCUUGGUUGUCAUGAUUGUCAUGACGCUGGUGUUUUACAAAUGUAGCAUCGGUAUGAGAGUUGCCAAAGUAAAGCCAGUUCCAAAUCCUUCUAAGUACUUCCAAACUCUCGACGGGAGCAAACUAAAGGAAUGGCUGAAUCCGAAUUGCGCUGAAUCUUUACACACUGCCCAGUGGGUAGACCGCAUUUCUCCAGUGGAGGUGUGUGAAAGCCAACUCGGGUCCAAUAGCGCCCCGCAACCUCCAAGCGACACUCAAGCGUCGGCGUCCUCGGAUGACAACAGGCUUGUGGAAAAUUCAUCCUCCUCUUCCUCGUGUUUCUCUAACCUGGGUUACUUUGUAUCCGAAUCUUCCAGCAGCUCCGUUCAAACUGAGCCCAAUCCUGUUUACUUUGCGUAUAAAGACGAUUUGCACAUUCUGCACAAGGCCCAUCAUCCAAAACCUCACCUCUUCCUGCAACCUUCUUUGUCCAAGUCUCCCAGCUGCGACAGGUUGAAGAGAGGGACACAAAGCCCCGACUCGGGCUUUUGCAUGGAAAGGGACCUUCUGGACGUCGAGGAAGAUCAAGAGAAUUUAAAUGGGGAACAGGGUUCGGGUCAUCGUAGCUCUUCACACCUAAGCCUCCAUCUUCCGGUGAAGAGAAGUAGCCCCUCCACUCCGUCUCGGAUCUCCUCAGAUAGCGCUCAGAUGGAUACACCUGUUCUCGCGGCCAACGUUAGCGCCACAGGCUGGCCCGUCGCUUGCUCAACGUACCGACCUUCCUCGAUGCCGAUGGAGUCGAGCAAAGCGGGUUAUUUUAUCCUGCAGGAGAUACAAACCACUUCCAGCCACGCGUCCAUCUGAGAUGGAUCCAUUUUUAUUUUUAACUUUUGCUGCUGAAAAUCUUGAUCAACCUCUGUCAUCACUCGCUUGUAUAGGGCCAAAUAAAUGACGGUAAUUAUGA
Syngnathus typhle (broad-nosed pipefish) is the source of this 1846-nucleotide messenger RNA. RefSeq names its product interleukin 2 receptor, beta (gene il2rb). Lineage: Eukaryota; Metazoa; Chordata; Actinopteri; Syngnathiformes; Syngnathidae. Gene Ontology annotation, biological process: cytokine-mediated signaling pathway; immunoglobulin mediated immune response. The record is from RefSeq and is a predicted model, not a curated record. The transcript has 10 exons. Gene Ontology annotation, cellular component: external side of plasma membrane. Gene Ontology annotation, molecular function: protein binding; cytokine receptor activity. The coding region runs from base 58 to 1746 and encodes 562 amino acids.